ACAUACAAACCAAGAAUAUAUCCAUGUCAUCCCUCUCAUUUGAUACUACAUCCUUCUUUGUCCAAGGCUUAGCUUCGGGUCUUUCCAAGCGAUUACUGGAGGAAAAUGACAAUUCAUUAUUGUUAAAUAUAGCUCCUACUGGCCGUCAAGCCAAGCGUAUUGCCCAACAGAUUAACUAUUCCGAAGAUUACAUAGAUGACUUUGAUUUUGAGGACACUCCUUCUGCCAACCUCACCAACAAAGGAAGUAUUACCAAUCAAACUCAAGCCAAUGUCCAAAAGUUUUCUCCUGCUAGAAACACUCCCUAUAUGAAAGAACUUGAUGAUGAACAAAAGAUCUCGGAAUUGGUUGGAAAACCACAAAUUUUGAUUCCAAUCAAGAUAGCUUUAGAAAAUUCCAACUCCACACAUAAGCUUGUUGAUUUUUUCAUGUGGAACUUAAACGAAUCCCUUAUAACGCCUUAUCAAUUUGCUGAAAUCGUGUGCAAUGAUUUAGAAUUACCAAAUGCAAUGAUUCUGCAGAUAGCUGAUUCUAUCAAUCAACAAAUUGAGGAAUACAAUUUUGCUUCCAAUUUGCAAUUGCCUACUAAUAAUCCCUGCAAUGUAAUUAUUGACUUGGCUGUAAAUUUAAACAAACAAUUAUAUCAAGAUAGAUUUGAAUGGGAUUUGAAUCAAAACGAGGUGACUCCUGAACAGUUUGCACAAAUCGUGGUGGCGGAUGUAGGUCUUUCCUUGGAAUUCAAACCAGCAAUUUCGCAUGCAUUGCAUGAAAUAAUCAUUCGUGUCAAGAAAGAGAUUAUAGAAGGCACUUUUAACAAUGAAAUACACAAUUUACAUCUUGUCAGGGGAAUAAUUUUUGAAAAUGGAAUCCGAAUUUUUACAGAAACUAGUAUUCAAAAUGGAAACGAUCAUUGGGAACCGUUGGUCGAGGUAUUGACUUCUUCUGAAAUCGAAAGACGAGAAAACGAAAGAAUUAGAAACUUAAGAAGAUUAAAGAGAGAAAACAUGAAAAGAGAUUAUGAUGACUAUAGUGGUGCUAAAAGGAGACAAGUGGGGAGAAGGAGGUUUGAUGAAUUGGAAGGAUCCUGGAAAGGAGUGUAGCGCAGCUACAGAUGCUACUUGUUCAUUUCUAAGCCUGUAGAAUUAUAUAUUCCAAAUAGAGACAAAGGAAUAUAACCGUGUACUAU
Messenger RNA from Spathaspora passalidarum NRRL Y-27907, 1186 nucleotides. RefSeq lists its product as uncharacterized. The coding region runs from base 24 to 1100 and encodes 358 amino acids. Gene Ontology annotation, cellular component: nucleus; nuclear chromosome; RSC-type complex. Gene Ontology annotation, molecular function: transcription coregulator activity. The transcript has a single exon. NCBI's taxonomy places the organism in Eukaryota, Fungi, Ascomycota, Pichiomycetes, Serinales, Debaryomycetaceae. The record is from RefSeq and is a predicted model, not a curated record. Gene Ontology annotation, biological process: chromatin remodeling; regulation of transcription by RNA polymerase II.